Molecule: messenger RNA, 669 nt
Organism: Olea europaea var. sylvestris
Lineage: Eukaryota; Viridiplantae; Streptophyta; Magnoliopsida; Lamiales; Oleaceae
Exons: 3
Coding region: 1-669 (222 amino acids)
Cellular component (GO): endoplasmic reticulum
Molecular function (GO): ketoreductase activity
Source: RefSeq, a predicted model, not a curated record
AUGGAUGAAGCAACAAAAAAAGCAAAUGACAUGGGAAUUGAAGCUGUAUUUACAAAAAAACGCAUAAUUCGAAGGAAAAAACAAUUUGAUGAAAGCGGUAGUGAUGAGGUAAAGCAAUCAGCAGAAAAAUCUUUUAAAGAUGAGUACUUUAUUUUUAUAAUUGAUCAAGCUCUAUCUUCUCUGAGGAGUCAAUUUGAACAAUUCAAACAAUAUGGUUGCAUCUACGGAAAGAAGUUUCUCAAAAUUGAAGUUGAUCAAGACCUAUCUUCGAUCAUCUAUGUCACAAGAAAGAUUAAACGAUUGACAGUCGACGAUCAACAACUGCCCGUGCUGACUCAAAAUCCUGGAUCCGCCACUGCUCUCAACCAGCUUUAUUCAUCAAAAAAACAACCUCUGUGCAUAAUUCUUCUCUCUUUUCUAGGUUUUACCUCUAUCAAGAACAUUAUUUUGCUUCUCAAAUGGAUCUCCAUAACAUUUUUCAGAAAACCCAAAAAUUUCAAGAAUGAUGGAUCUUGGGCAAUGAUCACUGGCUCAACUGAUGGCAUAGGGAAAGCUUUUAUUGUUUACGUUGCCAAAAAAUGUCUAAACCUAAUACUAGUAAGCAGAAACUUGAGCAAACUCAAAAAUAGGACUAAUGAAAUUCAAGCCAAGUAUAUCGUAAUACAUUGA